Molecule: messenger RNA, 5360 nt
Organism: Galeopterus variegatus (Sunda flying lemur)
Lineage: Eukaryota; Metazoa; Chordata; Mammalia; Dermoptera; Cynocephalidae
Gene: FEM1C
Product: fem-1 homolog c (C. elegans)
Exons: 2
Coding region: 191-2044 (617 amino acids)
Molecular function (GO): protein binding
Source: RefSeq, a predicted model, not a curated record
UUUGGUGCUCUGGUUGUCAGAUAUUGGAAGGCAGUAGGACAGAACAUACUCUCCGUGGUUUUAUAUCCGUUCUGGGGUGCAGUGAUUAACGUUGAACUUUGGUUCCUGUAACUCUUGUGUGUGUCGAUAGAGUUAAGCUGGAGCUUUGCUUUGAAGGAUAAAUAAAGCACAGCCUCUCAACUGGACAUAAAUGGAUCUAAAGACAGCAGUAUUUAACGCAGCUCGGGAUGGCAAACUCCGGCUUCUCACCAAGUUGUUGGCAAGCAAAUCCAAAGAGGAGGUUUCCUCCUUGAUCUCUGAAAAAACAAAUGGGGCCACGCCACUCUUGAUGGCUGCCAGGUACGGGCACCUUGACAUGGUGGAAUUCCUCCUUGAGCAGUGCAGUGCCUCCAUAGAAGUAGGAGGCUCCGUCAAUUUUGAUGGUGAAACCAUUGAGGGGGCUCCCCCUUUAUGGGCUGCUUCUGCAGCAGGACAUCUGAAGGUGGUCCAGUCUUUGUUAAAUCAUGGAGCGUCUGUCAACAACACGACUUUAACCAAUUCAACUCCUCUUCGAGCUGCAUGUUUUGAUGGCCAUUUGGAAAUAGUGAAGUACCUUGUAGAACACAAAGCUGAUUUGGAAGUGUCAAAUCGACAUGGACAUACAUGCUUGAUGAUUUCAUGCUACAAAGGGCAUAAAGAGAUUGCUCAGUAUUUACUUGAAAAAGGGGCAGAUGUUAACAGAAAAAGUGUUAAAGGUAAUACUGCAUUGCAUGAUUGUGCAGAAUCUGGAAGUCUGGACAUCAUGAAGAUGCUUCUCAUGUAUUGUGCUAAGAUGGAAAAGGAUGGUUAUGGAAUGACUCCCCUUCUCUCAGCAAGUGUGACUGGUCACACAAAUAUUGUGGAUUUUCUGACACACCAUGCACAGACCAGCAAGACAGAACGUAUCAAUGCUUUAGAGCUCCUGGGAGCUACAUUUGUAGACAAAAAAAGAGAUCUACUUGGGGCUUUGAAAUACUGGAAAAAGGCAAUGAACAUGAGGUACAGUGAUAGGACUAAUAUAAUUAGUAAACCAGUACCACAGACACUAAUAAUGGCUUAUGAUUAUGCCAAGGAGGUAAACAGUGCAGAAGAGCUAGAAGGUCUUAUUGCUGAUCCUGAUGAGAUGAGAAUGCAGGCACUAUUAAUUAGAGAACGUAUUCUUGGUCCUUCUCAUCCUGAUACCUCUUACUAUAUUAGAUAUAGAGGCGCUGUCUAUGCAGACUCUGGAAAUUUCAAACGAUGCAUCAACCUGUGGAAGUAUGCUUUGGAUAUGCAGCAGAACAAUUUGGACCCUUUAAGUCCAAUGACCGCCAGCAGCUUAUUAUCUUUUGCAGAACUAUUCUCCUUUAUGCUACAGGAUAGGGCUAAGGGCCUUCUGGGUACUACUGUUACGUUUGAUGAUCUUAUGGGCAUACUGUGCAAAAGUGUCCUCGAAAUAGAGCGAGCUAUCAAACAAACUCAGUGUCCAGCUGACCCAUUACAGUUAAAUAAGGCUCUUUCCAUCAUUUUGCACUUGAUUUGCUUGUUAGAAAAAGUUCCUUGUACACUAGAACAGGACUAUUUCAAAAAGCAGACUAUAUACAGAUUUCUUAAGCUGCAUCCAAGGGGAAAGAAUAACUUCAGCCCUCUUCAUCUGGCUGUGGACAAGAAUACUACAUGUGUAGGGCGGUACCCUGUUUGUAAAUUUCCAUCUCUGCAAGUUACUGCUACACUGAUAGAAUGUGGUGCUGAUGUGAAUGUAAGAGACUCCGAUGACAACAGUCCCCUACAUAUCGCUGCUCUGAACAACCAUCCAGACAUCAUGAAUCUCCUUAUUAAAUCAGGUGCACAUUUCGAUGCCACAAAUUUACACAAACAAACUGCUAGUGACUUGCUGGACGAGAAGGAAAUAGCUAAAAAUUUGAUCCAGCCCAUAAAUCAUACAACAUUGCAGUGUCUUGCUGCUCGUGUCAUAGUGAAUCAUAGAAUAUAUUAUAAAGGGCAUAUCCCAGAAAAGCUAGAGACCUUUGUUUCACUUCAUAGAUGAUAAUUUGACUGUAUUUUAGCACUGUUAAAGCACGAAAUGGUAACAGUUGUUUCAUAAAUGAGCACUGUUGUGAUAACACCAGCAUUCAUUUAGCUUGAUAUCAUCAUGCUCUCAUUGGCUAAAGCAUUAUAAGCAUCAAAUUUACAGGAUUGGUUUCCCAGUAUUUAAUAUAAAUAUACCAUAUAAUAUAUUGUUUGUGAAUUAUUGAGAAAUGUAAUGUCAUAUUCAGAUUUCUAAAAUUGUCUGCCAAAGGCUUAUCCAUUCUGGUUUUGUUUGCUAUUGGGACAGAGUUAACUGUUUUCAGUGGUGUCUUUAUACUUUACUGGUUUGUGAAUUUUAUACAAUUGAAGGCCUUUCUUUCUCACUUCUCUUCCCCAAGCUUCUCGCCUGUUUCCAUUUUAUUUCUUUUUCCUAACCAUUUCUGCUACAGUUUUUUUCCCCUUAUGGACCCCAUGCUAGGUUGUACAAACUUGAUGGACUUGUUACCAUUUGUAGUUACCAUAAGUGCUUUAUCUUCUCUAUGCACCGGCUUAAACUUGACUGUUGUAUGUUAGCAUAUUUUCUAUGCAGCAGCUGGUCAACUUCAACUCAAAACACUGUUAAGUUUGUUACAAAGUUCAUUUUAUGAUAGUAUUCUUGUAGCAUGACAAUUUUCAGAGCUGCAGGUUAGCUAUCUUAGCUCAAGCUUUUUUGUUUUUUUCCCUUCACUUCUGAGGGUUUUUUUCCUCUAAUACACUGAAAUUUUGUGUGCUAAAUUUGGGAAACAAAUCUAUUCUAACUCAUUAACCCAGUUGAAAUUUAGGUCUGUCAUCUUAAUAUAUCAUGCAGUAAAGGGAAGAUUCUAAAGUGACCCACCUUUCAUGCUGCUCCAGCAUUGUCCUGCUUGUGCUGAUGGUGUGAUUAGGUGUAGCAAAUUUGCUUAAACUUAACCUCAAAGUUUAUAACACAGCUUAACAAGUCACAUUAAACUAUUCAGUAAUUGAACUGCAAAUCACUGUUAGUUAUAAAAAGAGCUAAAGCAUGUCAGUGGCAUGAUGCUUGCCAAGCCAGAUCUAGGCAUCUACGAUAAUUAAAGUGUUUUAGUAUGCAAUUUACUGCCAUAGUAUCAAAGGUCAGUAACAGUGUUUUCUUUCUUUCUUCAAGCUUACGUAUACCUUUAAAGAUAACUUGCAUGAAUUACUUUGGUUUCAAUAAUUUGUCACCCUAGUAAUAAAAGGUUGCAAUGCUUCCUAUUCCCUUAUCAAAAGUUAGCCUUUCUUUUUCUUCCUCUCUCUCUGCCUCUCUCUUUCUAUCUCUCUUUUCUUUUUCAUUUUUUAACAGAUUUGCUAAUGCCACAGAAAGGGCUCUUUUAACUUAAGAAAAUAAAUGAAAAGUACUAAAAAAGAUUCAGGUAACUAUUAUUCAGCACUUUAUUGUUAUUCAGAAUAAAAUUAAUGAUGGCAUAUUUUGCCCUGCAAAUGUCUUAAUGAAAUUGUUCUGAAUAAAAAGCUCCUUAUUGAUGUGAAAAAAACUCCGUUUACCUGUGAGUUUAAUGAGCUGGAUCACUCACUUGGAUUUUUGUGUUGACUUUUUAUUUUGUGGGUUGAUGUAAUGCCAUUUAAGGGGUCAGCAUUGCCAACAGUCACAUUAGGUUUAUCUUUAUCUUUAUUUAAUUAAAGAUCUUGUAGCGAAGAACAGUUAAUAAACAGGUAAAAGAACUUUAACUUUUUGGUUAAAUAAUUGAAGUUUAAUUUUUUAAAAUAUAUCUUUACUCAUUUUACUAUGUUGUAAAUUUGUUUUCACCAUUGUAAAGGGUGAAUUGGAUAUAAAUGAGCAUUCUCCAACCUUUUGAUGAAGAGGCUUUACUAUCUCUCAUUUACUGUGGUCAAAUUUGAUGAAAUAUUUGAACUGCCACUUAUAUUAAGACUACUUUAAUUUAUGACUUAGAUACUCUAGAAAUACCAAGCAUCAAUAUUUUGACAUCAUAUGCCUCUAAUCUUGUGAUAUAAGAAUUAUAUAUGCAUGAGCUACUUUUUUAAAAAAGGAGAACUUUGCCAGUAUGGUAAAUCUGUAUUAGAUGACAAUUGGAUUUUUAAGUGAUUUAAUAUUUCCCCCGCCUUUAUGGGGGGGUGGGUGAGAGGGCUUAGUUGCUCUUGGAGUAAGACACGUCUCACACUGUUUUACAGGUGAACUUGAAUUGUGCCCAGUACAAAAGAAAGAUUUCUUGAAAUAUUUUUCUGCCACUAAAAAUAGAUAACUUACAACUAAUCCUCAGUCUUGAUAACUGAAAUGCCUUAUUUCAAUUAGGAUACAAUUUUCCCUUCUCUGUUUGCCACCCCCACAAAUGCCAUUAGGAGCUGUUGAAAAAAUCAGUUAGUUUAAUAACUCAAAAUUGUCUGUGAUUCUAUUUUAGGUAAAGUUGGCUUAUAAAUGUGACCUCAGACACUAUUAAGGCCUUCAUCAGAAAGUUUUCUCAAAAUUGUGAGACUGAAUAAAAUAAAAUCCUUAAAUUUGUGAUUUUUUUACAACUACAAAUAAAUACAUUUAUAGUUACUGAGGUAAUUGUACUAAUUUUGAGCCAAACUAAACUGUACAGUGUAGCAUGGUGGUGUUGGCUGUAGUUAAUGUGUAUGUUUUGAUUACAUUUCUACAAAAAUACCCUGUUGCAGCCUGCUGAGUUUAAGAUGUUCCAUUAUUUUGAUCAUUUCUGUGCAAAAAAGGUCAUUUAACUCAGAUUAGAGCCGACUUUAUAAAGACAAGUGGAUUGUAAAUGAAAAACUAGUCAUUUUUCUUAUCCAUAAAUCUGACAGACCCAGAUAAUUUGAUGCCCUUUAUGACUUGAAGCUAGUUGAUUGCUCACUUGUAAAGCAACUACUUUAAUGUACAAUAUUUUUCUACUGUGACUUGGGAAAAUUGUUUAGGUUAUAUUUUGAAAAGUAGCUCUUUAAAAUCAUAUUGCUCAGCAGAAACCUUAGGCUGAAUUUACAAGUAUCAUCAUCCUUGUAAUUAAUUUUCUCAGAAUCGUGGGAACUGGAUGAGAUAACAUAUUCUUACACACUGUAACAGCAGCAUUAUUGCUUGGAACUUUAACUGUUUUAGAGUUAGAUACUAAGGAAACUAAAACUAAUUGGAUGUCAUUCUUUUCUUUCUUCCCUGUUUUCUUUUUUUACCCUCAUGUAUCACUAAACAACUAGUUUCUCUCCUUUUGUCAGUUCCCAUAGUGUAUUUUUCAAAAGAAGUACUGUAUUCAGAUGCCAGCCAAUAAGUUGUCACACAGUGGAAAAUGAUAUGCCACAACAUUCAUUGUAAGGUUUAAUAAAAUUAAAUUUGCAUCAAA